This is a messenger RNA of Passer domesticus (house sparrow), 2023 nucleotides long. RefSeq lists its product as uncharacterized. Bases 1 to 1728 code for a protein of 575 amino acids. NCBI's taxonomy places the organism in Eukaryota, Metazoa, Chordata, Aves, Passeriformes, Passeridae. The transcript is spliced from 7 exons. The record is from RefSeq and is a predicted model, not a curated record.
AUGCAGUUCCUCCAGGAGCUGAUCCUCAGCCAAAACCCGCUGGUUGUGAUAGAUGACUCUGCCUUCUUCAAGCUGCCCUCAGUGCGCUCUCUGCAAGUGCCCAAGGAGACGGCCUGCUGCCUGUGCCAGGAGCGUCCCCGGCCCGAGAGCCCCUGCAGGACCAUCCAGUUCCUGUGCGAGAAGCUGUGCAGCAGCAGCGCCCCGCAGUGCGUUCACUCAACUGUGCUGCAGACACGGGGAGAAGUAAUGGACAUGGAGCAACGCAGAGAGCUGAACACCAGCCCUGUGUUGAUCCUCAAGCCCAUGGAACCUUCACUGGGAGAUCAUGGAACUGCAACGCUUGUGGUUGCCCUGACCCAGAGCGCUGAGGGUGGUGUCAGCAGCCUGGAUAGCUCCAGAAGAAAUUCAUAUCCCCCUCAGCAUCUCUUGGGGCACGAAGGCAAAACAAGUGCUGGUGACCUGAGGGCCAAGGUCAAGAAGAAGCUGCACAAGGCAGAAAGCAUCAAGGCUGCAAGAAUCACUGUCCCACACCAGCCCCAGCCUGCCAGGCUGAAGCAUGUGGUGGAAAAGACACCCUCAAGCUGGCAUCAAGAGAAGAUGGAGUCACGUUUAUACUGGCAAGGAUUAAAGCCCUCAGCUGUAGCUGGUGGAUUAAAACAUGCUGACGAUCCCUCCAUCUCUGGACAACACAGAGAUGAGGAGGAAGAUCCAACUGCCAGGAAGUACCACGUCAGGACACACAAACGGCACAAGAAGAAGGACAGGCAGUAUUGGGUUGGACAUAAUCCGCUUUUCUACCAGGUGCUGAGCCCUGUGAAAGUGGAGCGAAGGUCCAGAUCUGCCCAGGGUCUAAACAGGGACGUGGAUUUUCUCUCUGACCCGUUGGUUCAGAGCCACCCCGCUGUGAGCAGCAGACGAGGAGCCACGGCUGAAGAGAAGCAUUCCUCCAUCGGCGGCCACCUCCUGCUCAUGCCUGACACCAGAGAGGAGGAAGACUCCAUGCUCCUCCAUAAACCUGUGAGACCCCGAAGUGCGGACCUUGCGCCAGUACUAAAAGACCUGGAAACCAAUGCUGAUCAUCACCAGCAGUUGAUGGAGGCACACAAAGGCCUGAAGACAUUCAUGGCCCACGUGGAGCGAGCCCUGAGGAGGGACUGCAGCCUGCCCCAGCUCAAGCAGGCCUGUGCCAAGAUGGUCAAAAAGACCAGGCUGCUUCUAAAGGUGCUCCAAGAGAGGCAAGAGAACCAGGGAGCCUAUGAUCCAAUGGAGCAGUGUCGUCAGCAAGAGAACAUGAUCAUUCACAUGGCCUUGGGGAAGGACAAGGGACUCACAGGGAAGCAAAAACUGGAGGUUGUGGUGUACGUGAUCACAUUUCUGGUUUUGCUGUUUUUAUUCAUCUUGGUUUUCCUGAUACUGAAGUGUGUCUUCCACAAGCGCUCCCGACAGAGUGAACUUGACUCCCAGCCUGGCCACCCCAGGAAAUUGUUGCUGAGAAGGUUCUGUGCAAAACUGCCACAGAGAGGGAGGAAGGAUAACAAGGAGGCACAGAAUGUAGAGCAGCCUUUGCCCUACAGGGCAGAGAGCUCCUCCAAGUGUUGCCCCUGUUCCCAGGCUGUUCAUGGUGCUUCCCAGUGCUGUUCCCUGUUCAGCAAGUCUGAAUUGCUGUGGAUUCAACGCAUCAGGGAUGCCUAUGAAUCCCAGAGAUCAGCAUCCCGGGAAGAGGCAUAGUGUGAAGAACAAAGGUAGAAGACUUUCAAGAAGUUAAUGGGAUGCCACAAUUGUCCACCUCCCAUUUAGCUGAGGCUCUCCUUGGAUGCUGCUUUGUUGGCUGUUUUUAUUUCCUUACAUGCUUUUUCCUUGACUGUUAUUUUCUUGCUGUCACUGCUGAGGGAAGGCCAGAGGGUGCUGCAGGCAAGCACAAGCUCUGGGACACCCAGAGAAGGCAUCAGUAUCUCAGGGUUUUCCUCAUCCCUUGUCGCAAUGUUUUACCCUGCAUUCAAUAAAAACCAAGUUUGUUCUCGUU